Molecule: messenger RNA, 2270 nt
Organism: Galendromus occidentalis (western predatory mite)
Lineage: Eukaryota; Metazoa; Arthropoda; Arachnida; Mesostigmata; Phytoseiidae
Gene: Gpo1
Product: glycerophosphate oxidase 1
Exons: 9
Coding region: 126-2270 (714 amino acids)
Biological process (GO): glycerol-3-phosphate metabolic process
Cellular component (GO): mitochondrion
Molecular function (GO): glycerol-3-phosphate dehydrogenase (quinone) activity; calcium ion binding
Source: RefSeq, a predicted model, not a curated record
UGUGUGUGCUGUCCUUUCGUCGUGUUGGAGGAGCGUGCUGAAGGUGCCUUCCAAGUAACUGAACGUAUUUCCGAGUUCCGCCGUCGCGUGUAUCCGUGUAUUGAAGUGACGCGACCCAAUAGAAAAUGAUCGGAGCAAGGGUGAUCGCGGGAGCUGCAGGUGUCGUCGGGGCCGCCGGGGCUCUCACCUUCUUCAACUCGGACGACGUUCAUGCGGCGAGCUCAUUCACCAGAUCUCCUCCGCGCAUCGUUCUUCCGACACGAGAGCAACAGAUCGAAGUUCUCAAAAAAACUCCAGAGUACGAUGUGCUCAUCAUCGGCGGCGGAGCGACAGGGGCCGGAGUGGCCGUCGAUUCCAUCACGCGCGGACUCUCGACCGCCUUGGUCGAAGCAGAUGACUUUGCGGCUGGAACGUCGUCCAGGAGUACGAAACUCAUCCAUGGCGGCGUCCGCUACCUUCAGAAAGCGGUCUUCAAUCUCGACUACGAUCAGUACAGAAUGGUGAAAGAAGCUCUGAAUGAACGAGCGAAUCUGCUCAAAUCCGCCCCUCACCUUGCCGAUGCCUUGCCGAUCAUGCUCCCCGUGUACAGGUGGUGGCAAGUUCCCUACUACUGGGUCGGUAUCAAGUGCUACGACAUGGUCGCCGGGCGACAGUGUCUCAAGAAGAGCUACUUCCUGAGCCGUAAACGAGCUCUGGAAUUGUUCCCCAUGCUCCAAGAAGAACGUCUCUGUGGAGCGCUCGUGUACUACGACGGAGCGCACAACGAUUCUCGGGUGUGCGUCUCGCUGGCGCUCACGGCAGCUCGCUUCGGAGCCAAUGUCGCCAAUCAUUGCAGAGUUCUCAGUCUGAUCAAAGACAAGAGCGGUCGUGUUCGUGGAGCGGUAUGUCAGGACGAGUUCAAUGGCCAGAAGUUCGAGGUCCGUGCAAAAUGUGUCGUGAAUGCCACCGGUCCAUUCACAGAUAACAUCCGGAAAAUGGAUGACGACUCAGUCAGGACAAUCUGCCAACCGAGUUCCGGCGUCCAUGUCGUCCUGCCGUCGUACUACAGUCCUCAAAAUAUGGGUCUUCUCGAUCCCUCGACGUCGGACGGCCGCGUGAUUUUCUUCCUCCCUUGGCAAGGUCAAACAAUCGCGGGAACCACCGAUAAGCCGUGCAAGGUCACUCACGAUCCUGCGCCUACUGAAGACGAUAUCCAGUUCAUCCUGAAGGAGAUCCGAAACUAUCUCUCUCCGGAAGUUCACGUCAGGCGAGGCGACGUUCUAUCGGCGUGGUCUGGAAUCAGACCUCUGGUCCUGGAUCUGAGCCAGAAGGCCGGCAAGACCGAAGCCAUUGCACGGAACCAUAUCAUCGAGCUGAGCGACUCUGGCUUGGUGACAAUCGCAGGUGGAAAAUGGACGACUUACAGGGAAAUGGCCGAACAGACCGUGGACGCAUGCAUCAAAUCACAAAACGAGAAGAUUACCCCCAAGUACGAGUUCUCUCAGACCGAGCACGUGCUUCUCGAGGGUGCCGCUGGCUGGUCGCCGAUCAUGUACAUCCGACUCGUGCAAGAUUUUGGACUCGAUCCAGAGGUCGCUCAACAUCUGGCAAGCGAUUAUGGGGAUCGAGCCUUCUCCGUCGCUAAGCUCGCCGCUUUCACGGGAAAGAGGUCCCCCAUCGUGGGUCGUCGACUCCACGAGGAGUUCCCAUACAUCGAGGCAGAGGUCCGUUACGCUGUCUUGAAGGAAUACGCGUGCACGGCAGUCGAUGUCAUAGCUCGUCGGCUCCGUCUCGCAUUCUUGCAUGUGCAAGCUGCUCAAGAAUGCCUGCCAAGAAUUGUUGAUAUCAUGGGCGAAGAACUCAAGUGGGACAACAAGAGAAAGAAGGAGGAAAUCGCCAGAGCGACCGAGUUCCUAAACACCCAGAUGGGUGGAGCCGUGAACAAGGAAUCGAAGGAACAGAGAUCGACGAUGUCGUUCACGAAGAAGGAGGUGGAUGAAUACAUUGCCAAGUUCAUGAUCAUAGAUCGCGACCACAAGGGUUACAUAACGAUGGUAGACUUGAAGAGAGCUUUGAAGGAGUCUGGCGAGGCUCAAGUCACACAGGAGCAACUCCACGAGAUGCUGAACGAAGUCGAUAUCAAUAAGAACGGUCAAAUCGAGCUGGGCGAAUAUCUAGAACUAAUGUCAAAUCUCAAGAGCGGUUCAGUCACUGGGAGCCGGUUGGCCAAAGCUGUCGACCGCGAGUACGAGAAACAUCUUUCCGUUGAUAGGUCUGGCGGAGGUGUCUAA